AUGAUCCAACCCAAGGAAGGUUACUACAUCGGCAUUGAUGUCGGAACAGGUAGUGCACGCGCCUGCCUCAUUGACCACCACGGCGAGAUUGUCGAUGUGGCGUCGGAAAACAUUGGUCUUUGGCAACCACAACAAGAAUACUACGAACAAUCAACCUCAGAUAUUUGGCGAUGCAUCUGUCUCGUUGUCCGCCGGACUCUCGACAAUAAGAACAUCCCACCCUCUCUGGUUCACGGAAUCGGGUUCGACGCAACUUGCUCAUUGUCUCUUUUCUCAGCUAAGACCGAUCAACCUGUCUCCGUCACUGGUCCCGAUUUCAACACCGACCGCAACGUCAUUCUUUGGUUGGAUCAUCGGGCCACCAAGGAGACGGAAGUCAUCAAUGCCACUGGUCAUAAUGUUCUACGAUACGUGGGUGGAAAGAUGUCACUUGAGAUGGAGAUUCCGAAGAUUCUUUGGUUGAAGAAUAAUAUGCCAGAGGAAAUGUUUUCCGACUGCAAAUUCUUCGAUCUUGUUGAUGCUUUGACGCAUAUCGCUACGGGUGGAGACACGAGAAGUUUUUCGAGUAUGGUUUGCAAACAGGCAUAUCUGCCGAAGGGUGUGGAUGGUAGUGAGAAAGGGUGGCAAGAGGAUUUCUUGCAAGACAUUGGGUUAGGUGAGCUUGGCGAUCGUGGGUUUGGUCGUAUUGGAGGUGUGAAUGGAGAGACCGGUCGCCACUUGCAUGCUGGUGAAUUCGCUGGAGGGCUUUGUGAGGAGUCUGCCAGACAGUUAGGGCUCAACCCAGGAACUGCGGUUGGAAGCGGCGUGAUUGAUGCGUACGCAGGGUGGAUAGGCACCGUCGGCGCCAAGGUCGAAAUGGACAUGACGAGACACUUGAUCAACGGAGAUCUUAUCCGCAGUGGCUCUAACGAAAGAAAAGAAGUGUUCUCACGAUUGGCCGUUGUCGCAGGAACGUCGUCGUGUCACAUUGCAAUGUCGCCCGACCCCGUGUUUGUCCCUGGAGUUUGGGGUCCAUAUCGAGAUACCACCUUCCCCGGCUGUUGGAUGGCCGAAGGAGGGCAGUCUGCUACUGGGCAGCUACUCAAGCACGUGCUUGAAACCCACCCUGCGUUCGAGGAAGCACAAACUAAAGCCCAAGGUCUUGGUGUGAAUAUUUUCGAAUUCCUGAACUCCAAGCUCCAGGAUCUAGCGAUCGAGCGGAAACUGCCCAGUAUUGCAGAUUUGGCCCGACAUUUCUUCUUUUAUGGAGACUUGUUUGGGAACCGGUCACCACUCGCAGACUCGUCCAUGAGAGGCUCGAUUGUUGGUCUUUCAAGCGAUGUCUCUAUCGACGCUCUGGCAAUUCACUACUAUGGCACAUUGGAGUUCAUUGCAUUGCAAACCAAACAAAUUGUGGACACAAUGAAUGGAUCAGGACACCAGAUCCGAUCAAUUUUCAUGUCCGGGUCGCAAUGUCAGAAUCAAAUCUUGGUCAACCUGAUUGCCUCCGCUUGCAACAUGCCUGUCGUGAUCCCGCGAUACAUUCAUGCCGCGGUUUGCCACGGGGCUGCGAUGUUGGGAGUCAAAGCGGCUAGCGUGGACGCCAAAGGUAAGACCGCCGAUCUGUGGGAUGUGAUCGAUCACAUGAGCCAGCCGGGAGAGGCAUUCUACCCUUCCACCGAUGAGCAUGAGAAUGCGAUACUCAAGGCCAAGUACCAGAUCUUUUUGGAUCAAAGCUCAAGGCAACGUGAAUACCGGGCAAUCAUGGACCGAGCAACAUGUUGA
Molecule: messenger RNA, 1764 nt
Organism: Penicillium salamii
Lineage: Eukaryota; Fungi; Ascomycota; Eurotiomycetes; Eurotiales; Aspergillaceae
Source: the annotation of a GenBank genome assembly